Messenger RNA from Scutellospora calospora, 324 nucleotides. Lineage: Eukaryota; Fungi; Glomeromycota; Glomeromycetes; Diversisporales; Gigasporaceae. The record is from the annotation of a GenBank genome assembly.
AUGCAACAAACUAAUAAAUAUACACCUUCAACUCUAGCUAUAGAGUACUAUCAAAGACUUUCUAACAUAAGCUCUAUUGACCUUACUAAUAAUGAUAUUAGCGACCUUGAGUUCAAUAAUACACCCACAAUGCAAAUAGAAAAUAUGAAGUAUGAUGAAACUAACAAGCUUACAUCUAUAGAUUCACUGAUAAUUAUCUCAGAGGAUAUUCUUGAAAGCACAUAUUUUAAUACAUGGAAAGAAGUAACUCGGAUUAAAUCUAUAAAAGAACCUUUGUCUGUAAAUUUAGUGGAAAAUACAAAUCUAAAAAAACACUUAAAGUAG